AUGUCGUCUCCUGCUGCUGUUCCAGAUUGGAAUAACCUCAAAGUGAUCCAUAAGGGUACGCUUCCACCACGAGCGCACUUCUAUCAGUAUAUCUCCGAAGAAAAGGCUUUUUCCCGGGAUCGAAAUCAGAGUGAAUACCUCUCACUCAACGGCACAUGGAAGUUCCGCCACGAUGAGUCUCCUUUGGAGGCACCCGACUGGACAUCAACUGAUCCACUAAGCUGGAAUGAUAUCCAAGUCCCAGGAAUGUGGCAACUGCAGGGAUACUCACAUCCAACCUACACCAAUGUCAACUACCCAUUCCACGUCAACCCUCCCCAAGUUCCAGUUCUUAACGAAACCGGAUCAUACUGGCGGGAGUUCACUACGCUGUCCAAAUGGAACAACCAGCAGAUCCGACUUCGAUUCGAAGGUGUGGAUAGCGCGUUCCAUGUGUGGAUCAAUGGAGAGCAGAUUGGCUACUCCCAAGGCUCGCGCAACCCGGCAGAGUUUGACAUCACCCCAUUUUUACUACCCACGGACGCUGUGAACACGAUUGCAGUUCGUGUUUAUGAGUUCUGUGAUGGAUCUUACAUCGAACGACAGGACCAGUGGCUCCUGAGUGGCAUUUUCCGGGAUGUGGGCUUACUGGCUUUUCCGCAAGAUGCUGUGAUAAACUUCAAAGCUGUUGCAACUCUCAGUCCAGAUCUCUCGGUCGGAACUCUCACCACAAAAGUGAAAGUUCAGGGGGUCCACGGAAGCGUCGAGGUCAAAUUAUACAACCCAAGUGGUACACUGAUGCACAAUGCCACAUUCCAGUCCACCGACGAGAACACCAUUCGAAUAUCGGGAACAGACCUGCGACUAUGGUCUGCUGAGGAUCCUAUCCUAUAUACACUAUUGAUCACCUUUAACAACCGAACCAUACCUCACCGCGUUGGAUUCAGGCGAAUUGAAAUGAAAGAUUCAAACUUUUUGGUCAAUGGGAAGCCGAUCAUUCUCUACGGCGUCAAUCGACAUGAGCAUCACCAUCUCCACGGCCGGGCAGUACCAUAUGAAAGUAUGCGUGCGGACCUGAUCAUGAUGAAGAGGCACAAUAUAAAUGCCCUGCGAUGUUCCCACCAGCCGAACGAUCCCCGCUUAUACGAAGUUUGCGACGAGCUCGGCCUGUACGUCAUGGCCGAGGCGGAUCUCGAGGCCCACGGAUUCGAUCCCAUUGAGCGAUUCAACAUUCCAAAUCAACAUCUCAUGACCGAGCACGAGAUACAAGAAGCUUCCUAUGAAUUGGCAAAGAAGUGGACUUCCGACAACCCAGAAUGGAAGGAUGCUUACCUUGAUCGUGCGGUUGAGCUAGUUGAGAGAUUCAGAAACUUCCCUUGCAUUAUAAUGUGGUCUCUCGGGAAUGAGGCGUUUUAUGGUCGAAACCAUGUCAGUAUGUAUGAGUGGAUCAAGAACGCUGAUCCGACCCGCCUGGUUCACUAUGAGGGCGAUCGGGAGGCUCUUAGUGCAGAUCUUUACUCCACCAUGUAUUGGACAAUUGAUGCAAUCAAGAAGCAUGUCACUGAGAAAACUGACAAACCUCUGAUUCAGUGCGAAUAUGGUCAUGCCAUGGGUAACGGCCCAGGGGGACUAAAAGAAUACAUCGAGGCAUAUCGCACAGAGCGAUUGCUCCAGGGUGGCUUCAUCUGGGAAUGGUGCAACCACGGUCUGCUGAAGAGAGAGGGUGAUCUAUCGUACUACGCAUACGGUGGUGAUUAUGGCGAUGAACCAAAUGAUGCUGACUUCAUUCUCGACGGGCUGGUAUUCUCCGACCACACGCCAAGUCCAGGACUAAUCGAGUACAAAAAGGUGAUCGAGCCAGUCUCCGUUUCGCAGGUCUCGAACGGCCUCAAAGUUGUAAAUCACUAUGACUUCAGCACACUGGAUCACCUUUCCGCCUCAUGGCAUCUCGUUGAUGACUCCGGCAACACUGAGCCACAAGGAUGGGUUCUUCCACGCAUUGAGCCCGGGCAGACCAAGAUACUCGACCUUCCUUUGAAUAUUGAUAAUCUCACCAAGCCAACAUGGCUCACUAUCAAUUUCUGCCUCAAGGAAGAUCGAGUAUGGGCGCCGAUGAGGCACGAGAUUGCCUGGGCGCAAAUCCCGUUGCACAGAACAGAGGAUUUUAAUAUCCCUCCGCCUUUGCGCUCGGUGACACCGAAAAUGGAAGUUGGGGAACAAUCAGGUCGACUCUAUAUCACCUCGAAUAACUCUAGUUCACAAUUCGUUUAUGAUCUCGUCAGAGGUAAUCUUUCUUGGUCCGCGCACAAGGGCAAGAUUUUCCACAGUGGACCACUGCUAGGGAUAUAUCGUGCUCUGACUCAAAACGACCUCGGCAUGGAAGGACCCGGUGUUGAGUGGAACCGUUACCGAGUGAGAAGUACUCGCAUGCUCAUUGACUCAGCUUCUGGGCGUUUCAAUGACAACGGAAGCAUCUCGAUAACCACCAAGGUCAGAGUUGCACCCACUGUGUUGGCAUGGGCAAUAGAAGCAACUCUCACUUACACCAUCACCGAGAGUUCAAUCCAGCUACACAUCAAAGGAGAUUCCACCGGCUCACAUCCAAAAUAUAUUCCUCGACUUGGUUUGACAAUCCGACUCCCACACCACUAUGAUGCGGCAACCUGGUUUGGCAGAGGUCCCGGGGAGUCCUACCGAGACACAAAGAGCAGUUCUCGUUUUGGAACAUACACUGCCACUAUUGAUGAUGGGCUGGAGACACCAUACGAGUGGCCCCAGGAGAAUGGCAAUCGCGUAGAUAUGCGCUGGGUGCGAGUGCAUUCGUCGCCCCAAACUGCCCUGCGCUCAACGCGCGUGGUAAAUGACUUGCCGUCCCCGCAGAUUGAGGUCAAGAUGGAUGCGCCCUUUAGUUUCUCCUUGCGUAAAUAUGCAAUGAGUGAGCUCGACCGUGCAAAACACCCACAUGAGCUCUCAGAAUUGGACAACGAGACGGAGCUCAAUAUUGACUAUCUUCACCAUGGAGUUGGUACGGCCAGUUGUGGGCCUGGUCCUUUUGAGGGUCACAGGUUGGAGGCUGGACCCUUUGAAUUUACCACUGUGUUCAGUCUCGUUGAUUGA
Penicillium salamii is the source of this 3096-nucleotide messenger RNA. The record is from the annotation of a GenBank genome assembly. NCBI's taxonomy places the organism in Eukaryota, Fungi, Ascomycota, Eurotiomycetes, Eurotiales, Aspergillaceae.